CAUUCUAGCAUGGUGGAUCUUUGAAUCUUUAAAUUGUUAUAUUAUUGUCAUUGUCAUAUUUCAUUUUUUAUUAAACAAUCAUCGAAGAUGUCUGCCACAAUUUGUCAUCUUUGUAAUAAAGGUGAAAUUGUUCACGACAAGAAAAUGUCCGCUAUGUUUUGUACCGGUUGUGGUGAAUGUUUUGAAUUGGGUGCUUUUACCGAUGAAAUACAAUAUCGUGAAGAUGAUCGUGGAAGAUAUUCAGCCGUUGGAUCCACUUAUAGUGUAGAAAAAGGAUUCGUCAACAGUAAAUUUUCAAGUCAUGGACAAUGUUUAGCAUCGGUGGAUAAUGCUAAAACCAUUCUACGACGAUAUUGUGACAAAUUAUAUAUUAGUGGAUCAUUUGCACAGAUAUCCAGUGGAUUUUAUCAUCAAUUAUUAAUUAAAAAAUAUAUGAAUGGCCGACGCUUGAAUAUUGUAUUGGCUGCAUGUCUAUAUAUUGCUGUUCGUACUGAAGGUGCUAAUGUGAUCCUAUUGGAUAUUAGCGAUGUUGCCGAAGCAAAUGUCUACGAUAUUGGUCGCUAUUAUUUUCAAAUUAUUCGUUUAUUGCGGUUUAAUAUAAAAUCAGUUGAUCCAAGUGAAUAUAUUGUCCGAUUCGUUGAUAUGCUCAAUCUUGGCGAUCGAACUUUAUUGCAGGUAAAGCGCUCAGCGUCAUCCAUUCGUGAAACGUCCAAUAGAAUCGUACAACGAAUGAAACGUGAUUGGAUUCAUUUUGGUCGUAGACCUUCUGGUGUAUGUGCAGCCGCUGUACUCGUCGCCGCCCGUAUCAAUAAUGUUCGAUGUUCUUUCAAAGACAUCAUAUCCAUAGCUAAAGUUUGUGAGUCAACCAUACGUAAACGUAUUAACGAAUUUGUUGAUACACCAUCAAGUUUAUUAACAUAUAAAGAAUUCAUGUCAAACGAUCAUUCUCUUACUGAAGAGGAAGAUCCUCCUGCAUUCAAAUUAUCCGCAACCCUAAAGGAUGAUAUCGAAGCUAAUCUGAAAAAAGCGGAAAAAUAUCAGGAUAUUAUCGAAGAACAUUUAAAAGAAUCCAGAGUAAAAUUACGUGGAAUGUAUGCCAAGUUCCUGAAAGAUAUAUUCACAUUUCAAGAUGAUGGAGAUAAACUCAAAGAUGAUGAAACUUCAAUUAUUAAAGAAACAAUUAUUGAUCAUAAUAUCUUAUCAAUCGAUGGUAAUAUAACGAAAAUGACUCAAGAAAUGCAUUUUGAAGAUCAUGGUAAUCCAUCAAAUGAAGAGAUUGAAUAUUGGGCCAAUCUUAGGCCUUCAGCCGAAAGUCUUGGCCUAUUGAGACGUGAAACAAUUAGAGAGGAAACGAAUAAUUAUCAAGAUCUAUUAGAAAAAGGUCUUGAUGAAGAUAUUGAUGAUGAUGAAAUAAAUGCCUAUAUUAUUGAUGAUCAAACAGAAAUUGGUCAGCGACAAAUGGAAUGGACAAUAUUGAAUCGAGAAUUUUUGGAAAAAGAAGCCCAAGAAUUAUUAAAAAGAAAACAGCAAGAAACACAAGAGGAUAAUGAAAAAGAACAAAAUGGCAAAACAAAGAAAAAACGACGGAAAAUGGACAAAGUUGAAACGUCAACAGCAACCAGUGCUAGUGAAGCUGUUAAAGCUGCUGCUAAAGCCAAAUCUAUCCAAUUAAAUUCAAAUCUUAAUCUCAAAGAAUUAUUCAAUGAAGAAUCGGAUCAAAGUUCUCAAUUCAAAACCGUGCACUAGUGACAUAACAGUUAUGCCGAAUCAUUCGAACACUAACGAAGUGGUUGAUUCUCAAUCUGAUAAGGAAGACACUGCACUUCUGGUAUCGU
Dermatophagoides farinae (American house dust mite) is the source of this 1835-nucleotide messenger RNA. RefSeq names its product Brf RNA polymerase III subunit (gene Brf). Gene Ontology annotation, molecular function: RNA polymerase III type 3 promoter sequence-specific DNA binding; RNA polymerase III general transcription initiation factor activity; TBP-class protein binding. Gene Ontology annotation, biological process: DNA-templated transcription initiation; transcription by RNA polymerase III; transcription preinitiation complex assembly. Gene Ontology annotation, cellular component: nucleus; transcription preinitiation complex; transcription factor TFIIIB complex. The record is from RefSeq and is a predicted model, not a curated record. Lineage: Eukaryota; Metazoa; Arthropoda; Arachnida; Sarcoptiformes; Pyroglyphidae.